Molecule: messenger RNA, 3720 nt
Organism: Harpegnathos saltator (Jerdon's jumping ant)
Lineage: Eukaryota; Metazoa; Arthropoda; Insecta; Hymenoptera; Formicidae
Product: axoneme-associated protein mst101(2)
Exons: 4
Coding region: 330-3710 (1126 amino acids)
Cellular component (GO): nucleus
Molecular function (GO): zinc ion binding
Source: RefSeq, a predicted model, not a curated record
CACCUAGAUGGUAGCGUCGUCAUCGCGGUGCCAUUUUCCCUCCGAUUCCAGGAGAUUGCGGUAUGAGGAUAUCGACAAGCGUUAUCGAGCCGUAACCGUUCGAUAUAUCUCGUGUGGCUCCGCCAUCUUCUAGUUGGUCAGAUUACCGCCAAUUUAGCGAGUAGCGGCAUCAAUUUGGCGUGGAAGACGGUUCUGAUGUACAACGUAGUGGCGCGAUCGCGUGUGCAAACUUCCGCGAAGGUGCUCGCGAGAAAGGAACAGUCUUCCCUGUCCCGCCGUGCGUUUUGUCAACGUUGCUAGCUCCCAGGACUACGUCUGUGCGCGCCACUAUGGUUCGCUGCUAUUGUUUUUUAUGCGCGAGCGACGAUGGUGUCUUCUUGGAAAUAACACUGGAAAGCGUUCGCGUGGCGUUCGGCGGCCAGAUCGAGGCUUGUUUGUCAACAAAGGUCAACAAAACCAUCGAGCUGUCUAAUAAGAUAUGCUAUAAGUGUGCAUACGAAUUAGAUCAGUGCGCCAAGUUUCUACAGAAGAGCAAGAAGUUGGAAGAUGCUGCAAAAUUUCCAAAGAACAAGACACAAGUGCCACAUUGCUCUUUAUGCCUUGAGUCUGUAGAAAGUGGUCAUAUUUUUGACAUUACUGAGGACAAUCGCUCAGUAUUUAGCCCUUUACAGAAGAUUCGCAAGAUUUUUGAUGAGGAAUUUGCCAGGAAAAUCAACAAUUCUAAAUUGGUGUGUCUGGUGUGUCGGUAUAAUUUAGAUGUUUUGUAUGAUCUAAAGAAGCUACAUGAGCAAUCAGUCAACAAUUUAGAAGCGUUAGUCAAUGAUGAAUUGGAUUACUCAGGUUUUCCCAAGGUGUACACAGAUGUUGUAAAUCGCAAAACAACUAUUACUACGUUCCCAGAAACCACAAUAUAUGGAUUAAUAAGUUCCGACAGUGACAGCGGUAGCGAUAUGGCACGUAGCAAAUCACGUCGCAAACUCUCUGACAAGUCGCUGCGCAAUAAAUCGCGCAACAUUGUGCAUAGCAAAGUGCGCAUUAAACAAUCUAUAAAGAACAAUAUUCGUGAGAAAUCGCAAGUCGAUGUUAAAUCGAAGGACCGACGUUGCGACAGUUGUAACAACUCCGUCGCAAACGGCAAGGAUAUGUACAGAUUUUAUCAAACGGGUAACAUUGUCUGCAAAAGCUGUUGGAUAACAAUGGAUCCGAACAAGAGUAAACAAAAGAGGCACACGUACAAUAGCUCUGCGGAGACGAAAUUGUGUACAGUUUGUCUGACAGACGUGUUGAAUGAAGGCUCACACAAUGGUGACAACAUGAAUAAAAUUGACAACAAGAAAGCGAAGACAGUGUACGUUGUAUCGGACGACAGCUCGCAAAACGAGGAUAAGGGUCCAAGCACUUUGUCGCAGAUUGGCAGCAAAUCGAUCGCUAAUGGUAGCACAGCUAUACGCAGUAGGAAACGAUUAAUCGACAGUGAUGUCGAGAGCACACCGUCGAAGUUACAGAAAAUGUCCGUGUCUAUGACUACUAGAUCGGCGAAGGCGUUGUCUGAUUUGGAUCAGCCGUCUACCAGUUUCCAGAAUCAACAGGAACGCAAGAGAAAAGUUGUCACCGAUUGGAGUUCAGACUCCGAUUAUCAAGAGACGUCAGAUAUGAAGAGCAAGUUGACGACACGCAGCGGAAAACAAAUUAGUUCCUCAAAACAAGCUCUUUCGUCAACUUCCGAAGAAGAUGUAAACAGAAGAAUCAGCAUGAGACAGAAAGGAUUCACCUCCAAGGAAAUCACCAAAAAUGCCAGCACACCAGUUGCGUCGACAGCGGACACGAAGAAGCCAGAGGCCGAAAAACGAGAGACUCGCAAUCGAACGAGAUCGGUGUCCAUAUCCAGCAAGGAAAUGACGCCGCCCGUAGAAUUCAAAAGCCCGAAAUUCGUGCUACCGCAGGAGUAUACUUGCGACAAAUGUGAUGAGAAAUUCGACACGAAACUAGCACACACUGAGCACAAGCUAACACAUCUCAAGCAGCUUAAGCUGAAUCUAGAGAGAGUGAAUGUUAUGAAUUGGAAGAAAGGUGAAUUGGAAGUUGCUUCUCAAGAGGACGAAACGAUUUCCGCCGAAGGAGCGGAAACCGGCGAAACCGCGUUGACUGACAAAAGUCAGCUUGGUAAUCAGUCCGAGGAAAUCAACAUUAAUCCCAAUGACACCAUCGACGAUAAGGACGUUCGAAAUAAACACAAGAAAGACUGCAAAAAGGACGAUGAAGCGGAGAAAUCGGCCGCGGAGGAAAAUGAGUCGCAGGAAGAUGAAUCUACGAAAGCCCAAAUCGAGGAGGAGACAACAACGAGUGAAUCGCAACAGAGUGCAGACGCGACGACUGUGUCGAAUGAAACGACAGCGGCGGCCGAGGUGAACGAAGAGAACAAGGAGAACAGAGAUACGAAAAUAGUGAUGAACGAAAAGGUCGAUGCGUUACAGGAUCAAGGUGAUGAAGCGCGGAAAGACGAGCCAAGUUCGGCCACUGUUGAAGAUACCGUCGAUAUUGCUGAGAAUCAAGAGGUAUCGAAUGGCGAGAAAGAAGACGAGGGUGCGAAGGUGAACAAAGACUCGACUGAUCUCAAAGAUUGCUCGGAAGAAGCACCCGCUGCGGAAAAGGAGGAAGAUACCGUUGAGAGUGACACCCUUAAUGAUAAGACAAUUGAGGAUAAUAAGAAUAAGGAUGAUACGACUGAGUACAAUAAAAAUUACGAUGAGAAUCUAGAGAAUAAGCUUGAAGAUAGCCGCAAAGAUGAUGAGGACAAGAUAACUAAGACCGUAGACCAAGAUAUAAAACCGUGCGUAAAUUUACCGGAUGAUUCUCAGAAGAAAAGUCUAAAGAAAUCGGAAGAGAAAGACAAAGUCAUGCCAGAUAUCAGUAACGAAACGUUGAAUGACGAGGAGGACUUGACUAUCAAGAAUCCGAAGAAGCGACAGGAUGCGGUCGACAAAGAAAACGCGGAGACCGAGAAGGUUAUUACGGACAUCGAAAAAAUUGACGAUAAUGCGAAGAAUACUACCAAAUCGAAUAUUUUGCAUUGUGAAACAUUAGAUGACGUGACGUUGGACGACGAGACGUUAGAUGACGAUACGUUGAUCGUUGAGGAUUCUGAAAUCGUUGCAGAGCUCGAAGAUAUUGAGGAAAUCGAGGAGAUUGAGGAAGUUGGAGAAGUCGAGGAAGUUGAAGAAGUUGAGACGGUUGGGGACGUUGAGGAGGUUGAGGAUGUUGCAACUGAUAUGAUGGACAUUAGCGAAGAGGCUCUCGUGAAAUCGAAGAAAGGAGUCACGAAGGAAACGGUCAUGACGUGCGACUUGACAACGGAGGAGGAAACACCAACGGUGGAGGAAAACGAUAUCGAAAAGUUGAUAGAAGAGAACAGUACGGAGUGUGAAGUACAGGAGAAGAAUAAGAAUCGAAGCGAUGUGUCCGAAAACUUGAACAACAUCUCCAUGGAUACAUCUGCUGAGAUAAUGGACGAGGUGUUUGACCUUGCAGCCGCCGAGGUGCAAAAGCGAAAGGACAAUAACGAUGCAAAAAUAAACUCCGAGGAGGAUAUCGAGAUGGAGACUCUGGAGAAUAUCUCGCGUGAGAUACGUAACAGUGCUGAUAUGCCCUCUCUAGAUCCGGUUGGCGCUAUAUCGAUAAAUGACGAGGAUGUUAUCAUGCGGUUGAAUUAAUUUUGUCUAU